Messenger RNA from Tyto alba (common barn owl), 1884 nucleotides. RefSeq lists its product as uncharacterized. The record is from RefSeq and is a predicted model, not a curated record. The transcript is spliced from 5 exons. Bases 475 to 1884 code for a protein of 469 amino acids. Lineage: Eukaryota; Metazoa; Chordata; Aves; Strigiformes; Tytonidae.
UGGCACUGGUGGUAUUGGUGAUUUUGCUCCAGUAACGUCAAGGAAAACAAACCAGCACAGUCUCUGACAUGGGGCAGGAGAAAGAAAUAGAUUUGACAACCAGGUCCACCACUGUAUUCCUUUUGCGUCCUGCCUUAUGUUUCAUAUUAAAGUUUUUCCAGGGAGCUUCUUCUGAAAAGACAAAGGGGAUAACGCCGCGCCAAACGUGAGCAUCGUUGGUGUGGCGGUUGCUGGCGUCUCUUGCCGGCUGGCGAGGACGCCUGCUUUGCUGCUCAGAAUGGCAGAGCCGUUGAGGUGGGAAGGGGCCGGGGGAGGUGACCUCUCAAGGCCGGGUCAGCAAGAGCGGCCGGCCCACAGGCCUGGCCAGAGGGGCCUCCAGGCGGGACCCCCACCCGGGCGGGUGCACACCAGUCCGGCGGUUACACGGCAACUGUCAUACAACAUCACGUCGAGUGGCAAAGCGGUGAUGUCACAAUGCAGCAAUGUGACAACACCAUGAUGCGCAUCAGCCAGACUGCCAGCGAGCCGCUAUAUAUAGAGCCGCUGGCUGGGAGACCGGCUGAAGCGGCAGCAGCUGGGUGCCUCUGCAACAAGAGGAGACAGCGCAGGGUCGCAGCGCCAGGAGAGCUCUUGGAAGGAGCCAUGGAACAUCGUCGCGCUGCUGGCGUCCGAAAGGCAGAGGCACGGCUGAACACCCGGGGAGAGAGGGGAGAGCUCGGGCACAGAAGACAGCACCUGGAAAGAGGAGGACGUCCCAGGCUGCUGGACCCUGAGCUGCUGGACCUCCCACUCGGGGUCAAGAUCCCUGUGCCACGCGGCUCCAGGCCUCUCUUCAGCAGGGGAAAGCUGGGGGAAAAGCUUCACCGGCCCUCCUGUACUUUUAACCUGGGAGAUCCAUACUGUCGCCUCUUGAGCACGGAGUACAACUGCCUGCACGACCCACAUCUGGAGGCGUACCACAGGCGCAGUCAUAACUUUAGGAGCCUGAAGAGGGCCGGUUAUGUCACCAGCGAUGGCAAAGUGAUUUGCAAUCUCAAAGAGUUCAAUGAGUACAGGCAAUAUCUGAGCACUCUCAAGCUGGAGGCAAAGAAAAUGUCCAGGCAAGCAGAGGGAAGGCUUCAGCAGCACCUGCCCGAAUUAAAGGAUGCCCCCAAGGUGCCGGGAGCUGUGGACACUUCUCGCCUGGCAGAGCGGCUGCUGCAGCCUCGAAAAACAUCUUGCCCACCUCAACCCAGGAGCAGAAAAGUCUCCCUGAGAUCACGGCGCCAAACGUGCUCCCAACCUGAGCAGGGAGAGGAAGGUGCCAAGCCGCCCCGGAGGCUCAGUAGUGACGCUGACUCCGAGAGGAUUCCGCCAGGCAUCCUUGCAAAUGGUGUGUUCGAAGCUGCAUUUGAACAGCAAACUGCAGGAGGAGCCCAGAAGCUUGAAGAGCUGUCUGAGACUGCAGUGCAGCAAGUGUUGGAGACGGUGAAUCUCCCUAAGAGAGAGCCACAGCCAUCCCAGACGCCUUUCUCAAGGCUGCACCUGGAAGAAGGAGAAGGAUUCCCCGGAGCAUCUGAACAGCAGAGCCUGGAAGCCAGCAAGGGAGCAAAGUUGCCUGUGUUACCACCGCUGCCAAAUGCAGCCGCUGCUGAAGUCUCGCAACUCUGCCACACGAUUGUCAGGGAAAGCAUCCAACGUGCCAUCUCGAGAGUUCAGCAGCGCCAUGCAGAGCGGACUGGCUAUGGUAGAACCGUUGUCCCUGAGGUGCUUGGAACGGGGAAAAAGAAAUUAGAAAUGAAGCCAAUGCCAACAGCCUUAGCCACAUCUUUGGCUCCAAGGACCAUACCUGAUGACAGCGUUGACACUGUAUUAGUGUGGACGUGUGCACCUGGCCUGCACUGA